CAUGUCGGACAAAGAUUGAAAUAAAUAACACAGGUUACCUUUCUUGACCAAAAAAAUUAAAAAUUGCAUCAAUUCCUAACACAAGGUCUGAUAUCUUCAUCCAAACCUCCAUUAUCAUAUUUCCAAUUGACGAUCCACUGUACAAAAUCAAUAGCCCAAAAAGAAAACCCUAAACAAAAGAAAGAAACCUCCUUGACCAAAAUAAUAUACAGAGAAAAGAUUCAAUCGAUGGGAAAGAUCGCAAGUUUCUCAGAUCUUCUUGGAAGAAUCAAAGACAGAGCUUCUCAGAGCAAAGCCGCCUUGGUCUCAAACCCUAAAACACUCUCUUUCCACUUACCCGUCCUCCGAGCCACCACCCACGACCCAUCCACGCCGCCGCAUCACAGCCACGUCGCCGCCGUACUCUCCGCAGGAAACGGGUCACGUGUCACGGCGGCCGCGGCGGUAGAGGCGGUGAUGGACCGGCUCCACACCACGGGCGACGCGUCGGUGGCUCUCAAGUGCCUAAUCAUCGUCCACGAAGUGGCGAGGCACGGCGGAUUCAUUCUACAGGACCAGCUCUCGGUUUUCCCAGCGACCGGUGGCCGGAAUUAUCUGAAGCUUUCCGGCUUCCGGGACGAGAAGUCGCCGUUGAUGUGGGAGCUCUCUUAUUGGGUCCGGUGGUACGCUCUGUACCUGGAACAGCUCUUGUCGAGCUGCCGAAUUCUGGGAUUCUUCCUGUCUUCAACGUCGAGCGCUGCCCAGAGAGACGACGAAGACGAGAAACUCUCGUCUCUCUCGAACACGGACAUUCUCGGAGAGAUCGACGCGCUCGUUUGUCUUCUCGAAGUUGCCUGUAAAAUCCCAGAUCUGACCUUACCUCAGGGCAAAAACCUCGCCGAGGAAAUCACCAGAUUCGUCGGCGAGGACUGCAUCUCGUCGAUCGACAAGCUCUUCAGCAGAAUCAACGAGUUCAGACAGAGAUCGAGCGACAUAGGCUUCGGAGACUCGGUCGAACUGGUCUGUGCUUUGAAACGGAUCGAGAGUUCCAGAGAGAAGUUAUCUGGGAUCUGUUGCGGGAAGAGAGUUUGUGUCGAUGGCUUCUUCUGGGAUUUGGUGAGCGAGGUGAAGGGCAUGGUUGGUGAAUUCGGAAUGGAUUAUGGGCAAAAUGGUAAAAUGAUUGUUAAUGUAGGCAAGAGAGGGUUGGCCCGCAUGGGUACCCAGUCGGCCCGGUUCAGUGACCGGGUUAUUCCGGGUUAUGUAGAUUCGGUUCGUUUUAAUCACCAACAUUUUUUGCUAUAGUUCGGUUUGAUUUUCCGGUUUUCGCUCCAAUUCAUAGUUUUUUUUUGUAAUUAAAAUAAAGAAAUGAGUUACAAAGUGGAAUGCGAGUUUCGGUCCAUUUAUUUAUUUUUGUUAAAGAAUAUCAAACCGAUUUUAUUGAAAAAAAAGGUUGGUUUUUACAUUAGGGGCCCAAUCACAAGAUAUAAGUGUCAUAGUAAUAUAUGUAAAACACCAAAACGAUCAUCAUCCGCGUUUAAAACAACAUAAAAAAAAAA
Molecule: messenger RNA, 1535 nt
Organism: Tarenaya hassleriana
Lineage: Eukaryota; Viridiplantae; Streptophyta; Magnoliopsida; Brassicales; Cleomaceae
Product: putative clathrin assembly protein At4g40080
Exons: 2
Coding region: 229-1281 (350 amino acids)
Biological process (GO): vesicle budding from membrane; clathrin coat assembly; clathrin-dependent endocytosis
Cellular component (GO): clathrin-coated pit; clathrin-coated vesicle
Molecular function (GO): 1-phosphatidylinositol binding; SNARE binding; phosphatidylinositol-4,5-bisphosphate binding
Source: RefSeq, a predicted model, not a curated record